Symbiodinium sp. CCMP2456 is the source of this 675-nucleotide messenger RNA. Lineage: Eukaryota; Dinophyceae; Suessiales; Symbiodiniaceae. The record is from the annotation of a GenBank genome assembly.
AUGGCCGACAUCGCUACGCGCGGCCUGCAAUCUGGCGACCCCUAUCUUGGCACGGCCGAAGCGGCGCGGAUGCUGGGGGUCAGCACUACGUCAGCUAAUCGCGCGAUGCAGUUGCUCGUGCAACGAAACAUCCUCAGCCGCCGCCAAAAACGGGGAACAUUCAUUGCCGACGGCAUCCAUGGCCAAGCCGAGCGGACCAUCGAUCGUGUUCACCUGGUCGUCAACAAUACCUAUCUCGCCACCGAAGGCAUGAUGGCGGACGGGGUGAUUGUCGGCAUUCAAAGUGUGCUGCCGCAUGCCGAGAUCGAAUUCAAUCACCUGCCCGGCAGUGACGAUACAGCAUGGGUUUCGGAACUGAUCGCCAAAACGGCUCGCUCGCAACAAGCGGAAGGAUUCGUGCUUGCCCGUUCGUCGCUGACAUCGCAGCGGCUAUUUCAAGCGAGCGGCCUGCCAACGGUCAUUUUCGGUUCGCGGUUUCCUUCCAUUCAAGCAUUGCCGUCGAUCGAUCGCGACCACGUCGAAGCUGGUCGACUGCUGACGACGAAACUGUUCGAGCAAGGAGUUCGCCGCUUGGGCGUACUCAUGCGAAGCCAGGUCCUGCCGGGCGAUCAUCCCUUCAUGGAUUCCAUCUGGAAAACGGCCGCCGAGCUGGGACUCACGCCGAGCGAUUUGACG